This is a messenger RNA of Elephantulus edwardii (Cape elephant shrew), 3648 nucleotides long. RefSeq names its product ADAM metallopeptidase with thrombospondin type 1 motif, 14 (gene ADAMTS14). Gene Ontology annotation, cellular component: extracellular matrix. Gene Ontology annotation, molecular function: metalloendopeptidase activity. The transcript has 22 exons. Lineage: Eukaryota; Metazoa; Chordata; Mammalia; Macroscelidea; Macroscelididae. The record is from RefSeq and is a predicted model, not a curated record. The coding region runs from base 1 to 3648 and encodes 1215 amino acids. Gene Ontology annotation, biological process: extracellular matrix organization; proteolysis.
AUGGCUCUGCUCCGCGCACUGCUCGCCUGCCUGCUGCCCCUGCAUUGCGCGCUCUGCGCCGCGGCGGGCGGCCGAAACCCAGAACUACGCCUCUCUGGAAAGUUUCGUGACUACGGUGUGACAGUGCCCUGCAGCACAGAUUCUCAGGGCCGCUUCCUCUCCCACGUGGUGUCUGGCUCAGCAGCAGCCUCAGCAAGAAGCACAGUGGUGGGCAGUGCACCUGCACCACUGUCACAGUCCAGACACCCCCGGGUGGCUCGCAGCCCCCCACGUCCUAAUGGAAGGCCCCUACAUCCUGGCAAGCUGGGACGCCACUCCCUUUACUUCAAUGUCACUGUUUUUGGAGAGGAGCUCCACUUGCACCUGUGGCCCAACCGGCGGCUGGUGGUGCCAGGAGCCCCGGUGGAGUGGCAGGAGGACUUCCAGGAGCUGUCCCGGCAACCUUUGCAGCGGGAAUGUGUCUACACCGGAGGCGUCACGGGCAUGCCAGGGGCAGCUGUUGCCAUCAGCAAUUGCGACGGAUUGGCUGGCUUGAUCCGUACAGACAGAACCGACUACUUCAUUGAGCCUCUGGAGCGGGGGCAGCAGGAGAAGGAGGCCAGCGGCGGGAGGACACACGUGGUAUACCGCCGGGAGGCCGGCCAGCAGGAGUGGGCAGAGCCUCAUGGGGACCUUCACAAUGAAGCCUUUGGUCUGGGCGACCUUCCCAACCUGCUGGGCCUGGUGGGGGACCAGCUGGGCGAUGCAGAGAGGAAACGGCGCCAUGCCAAGCCGGGAAGCUACAGCAUCGAGGUGCUACUGGCGGUGGACGACUCGGUGGUGCGCUUCCACGGCAAGGAGCACGUGCAGAGCUACGUCCUCACCCUCAUGAACAUUGUCAAUGAGAUCUACCAUGAUGAGUCUCUAGGGGUUCACAUCAACAUCGCCCUUGUCCGCUUGAUUAUGGUCGGCUACCGCCAGUCCCUGAGCCUGAUCGAGCGUGGAAACCCCUCGCGCAGCCUGGAGCAGGUCUGUCGCUGGGCACACUCCCAGCAGCGCCAGGACCCAGGCCACUCUGAGCACCAUGACCACGUCAUCUUUCUCACCCGGCAGGACUUUGGGCCCUCAGGGUAUGCACCCAUCACCGGCAUGUGCCACCCCCUGAGGAGCUGCGCACUCAACCACGAAGACGGCUUCUCCUCGGCCUUUGUGGUGGCUCACGAGACUGGCCACGUGCUUGGCAUGGAGCAUGAUGGCCAGGGCAAUGGCUGUGCCGAUGAGACCAGCCUGGGCAGCGUCAUGGCGCCCCUGGUGCAGGCAGCCUUCCACCGCUUCCACUGGUCCCGCUGCAGCAAGUUGGAGCUCAGCCGCUACCUCCCCUCCUACGACUGCCUCCUGGAUGAUCCCUUUGAGCCGUCCUGGCCCCGGCCCCCCGAGCUGCCAGGAAUUGACUACUCAAUGGACGAGCAGUGCCGCUUUGACUUUGGCACCGGGUACCAGACCUGCAUGGCGUUCAGGACCUUCGACCCCUGCAAGCAGCUGUGGUGCAGCCACCCGGACAACCCAUACUUCUGCAAGACCAAGAAAGGGCCCCCGCUGGACGGAACCGAGUGCUCCCCAGGCAAGUGGUGCUUCAAAGGUCACUGCAUCUGGAAGUCUCCAGAACAGCUGUAUGGCCAGGAUGGAGGCUGGAGUUCUUGGACCAACUUCGGAUCAUGCUCACGGUCCUGCGGGGGUGGCGUGCGAUCGCGCAGCCGGAGCUGCGACAGCCCCAUCCCAGCGUAUGGAGGCCGCGCAUGCUCAGGGCCCAUGUUCGAGUACCAGGUCUGCAGCAGUGAGGAGUGUCCAGGCCCCUAUGAGGACUUUCGGGCUCAGCAGUGCGCCAAACGUGACUCAUAUUAUACCCACAACAACUCCAAGCACAGCUGGCUCCCCUAUGAGCCUGAAAAUGAUUCUCAGAAGUGUGAGCUGAUCUGCCAGUCAGCAGACACAGGCGACGUGGUCUUCAUGAACCAGGUGGUCCAUGAUGGGACACGCUGCAGCUACCGAGACCCCUACAGCCUCUGUGCCCGCGGCGAGUGUGUGCCCAUCGGCUGUGAUAAGGAGGUCGGGUCCAUGAAAGCAGAUGACAAGUGUGGAGUGUGUGGAGGUGACAACUCCCACUGCAGGACUGUGAAGGGGACGCUGGGCAAGGCCUCCAAGCAGACAGGAGCUCUCAAGCUGGUGCAGAUUCCUGCGGGUGCCAGGCACAUUCAGGUCGAGGGGCUGGAGAAGGUCCCCCACCGCAUCGCGGUAAAGAACCAGGUCACAGGCAGCUUCAUCCUCAACCCCAAGGGGAAGAACCCCUCGAGCCGGACCUUCUUGGCAAUGGGCCUGGAGUGGGAGUACGUGGUGGAGGACAACAAGGAAAGCCUCAAGACCAGUGGACCCCUGCCCGAAGCCAUCGCUGUCCUGGUGCUCCCCCCAGGGGAGGGCGGCCCCCGCAGCAGCCUGGCCUACAAGUACAUCAUCCAUGAGGACCUGCUGCCCCUUAUUGGGAGCAACAACGUGCUCCUUGAGGAGACGGACACCUAUGAGUGGGCCCUCAAGAGCUGGGCGCCCUGCACCAAGACCUGUGGAGGAGGUAUCCAGUUCACCAAAUAUGGUUGCCGGCGUCGACGUGACCACCACAUGGUGCAGCGACACCUGUGUGACCACAGGAAAAGGCCCAAGCCGAUCCGGCGGCGCUGCAGCCAGCACCCGUGCGCCCAGCCCGAGUGGGUGACAGAAGAUUGGGGCGCCUGCAGUCGGAGCUGUGGGAAGCUGGGGAUACAGACUCGGGGUGUGCAGUGCCUGCUGCCCUUGUCCAAUGGCACCCACAAGGCCAUGCCAGCCAAGGCCUGUUCUGGGGACCGGCCAGAGGGCCGUCGACCUUGCCUCCGCGUGCCCUGCCCAGCCCAGUGGCGCACCGGAGCCUGGUCUCAGUGCUCCACCACUUGUGGAGAGGGCAUCCAGCAGCGCCAGGUGGUAUGCCGGACCAACACCAGCAGUCUGGGGCAGUGCGAGGGGGACAAGCCAGACACCGUCCAGGCCUGCAGCCUGCCCCCCUGUAAAGGAGGUCUCCUGAACUCCACAGCACAAGCUGACACCAGGGAACUUGUGACCCCAAAGUGGACCCUGCAAUCUGGGACUCUCCAGCCUCUUAACAAGAUAUCAUCAGCUGAGCCCUGCGUUGGGGACAGGUCCAUCUUCUGCCAGAUGGAGGUGCUAGACCACCACUGCUCCAUCCCCGGCUACCGCCAGCUCUGCUGUGAAUCUUGCACCAAGAAGGACCCCAGCCUGGCCUCACCACCGCCCUUCUCCACCACCCAUGGAAGCCUCAUCCCAAGACCCAAGACUUCUCCAGAUCCUGUGGAGCCCACUGGAGGGUCACCAGAGCCAAGUGGUCAUCAGCCUGCUCUAACCACAUGGCUUCCUGAACCGGACACAGGCUACCCCAGGACCCAGCGCCACUCUGUCACCAAGAGACUGAGCACUGGGGCACCUUGGGGCACCUCCUCUACCACCCUCCGGGGGCGGUCCUCAAGCUGGACGGCAGUACCCACAGCACCCUCUGAGGAGAGAGGGCUGCCCAGGGAAGACCAGAAACAUCCAGGCACCAGCCGCCCCACUGCCUCCCCGGUGACCUGA